Molecule: messenger RNA, 1947 nt
Organism: Rotaria socialis
Lineage: Eukaryota; Metazoa; Rotifera; Eurotatoria; Philodinida; Philodinidae
Source: the annotation of a GenBank genome assembly
AUGCGUAGUAGUUUAAUAAUCCUGUUAUGUCUAGUUAUUGUUAUGGUCAAUGCAGCAAGUACAACGACCACUCGUCGUCGUCGUGUAGCAAACGCCACACGACCCAGUACAACUAAGGCAUCGGUACCAAAAUCGGUCUACGCUUAUUUACGUUCCGUACGUGGGAAAAAUUCUUGUGCUCAAGGAUCAUGUCCGUUUUGGGAACGACAUGGACGCUCAUUCGCCGCACUUCGAUGUUAUGCACAACAAUAUCGCGAGUGUACAUGUCUUCAUCGCAUGUGUUUUAGUUCGUGUAUGUUUACGCGUCAAGUUUGUAAUCAAGAAAUGGUUGCAUGUUUACGACAAAUUUGUCCACGGUGCAUGCCAGCAUCAGCAUCGGCUAUGUGUGCUGUCUAUGAUUCAAUGGCUGAACGAGUAGCUGAAGCACUUUCAGUCUUUGCUUGUUAUCCAUGCUGUCCAAUAAUUAACUCAGGAACAAACAACAAUACAAAUAUAAAUUCUAUCAUAAUUACAACGAAUACAGUACCUGCAGCUUCAACAGCAUUGCCGUUCAAUGGAUUCAAUGGUCAAAUGGUGACCGACCCAUCUGGUUUAAAUAAUUUUGAUGACGGUGAAAAUUUUGGCAAUGAAGAUCCAUCUGGUACAGGUGAAGAGAUUAAUUCAGGCAUGAAUUCAAAUAUUAACUAUUUCCCAGGGAACAACGGAAAUAACGGAGUCUCGAAUACUGGAAAUGCUGCGUCAAAUGGAAACUUUAAUAACUUUCCUGGUAACAAUGGUGGUUCGAAUGGAAACUCAAACGGUUUCCCUGCUAAUAAUGGCGGUUCAAAUGGAAAUUUCAAUAACUUUCCUGGUAACAACGGUGGCUUGAAUGGAAACUUUAACAACUUCCCAGUUAAUAAUGGUGGUUCAAAUGGAAAUUUCAAUAACUUCCCAGGUAACAAUGGUGGUUCGAAUGGAAAUUCAAACGGUUUCCCUGCUAAUAAUGGCGGUUCAAAUGGAAACUUAAAUGGCUUCCCAGCUAACAAUGGUGGAUUGAAUGGAAACUUUAAAAAAUUCCCAGCUAAAAAUGGAGGUUCAAAUGGAAAAUUCAAAAAAUUACCAACUAACAAUGGUGGUUUGAAUGGAAACUUUAACGGCUUCCCAGCUAACAAUGGUGCUUCAAAUGGAAACUUGAAUACUUUACCAAGUAACAACGGUGGCUCGAAUGGAAACUUUAACGGUUUCCCAUCUAACAAUGAUGUUUCAAAUGGAAAUUUGAAUACCUUCCCAUCUAACAAUGGUGUUUCCAAUGGAAAUUUAAAUUCUCUACCCAGUAACAAUGGUGCUUCGAAUGGAAACUUGAAUUCUUUACCAAGUAACAACGGUGGCUCGAAUGGAAACUUUAACGGUUUCCCAUCGAACAAUGAUGUUUCAAAUGGAAAUUUGAAUACCUUCCCAUCUAACAAUGGUGCUUCUAACGGAAACUUGAAUUCUCUACCUAGCAACAAUGGUGCUUCGAAUGGAAACUUGAAUUCUUUACUAACUAACAAUGGUGCUGCUAAUGGAAUAGUUAACAGCAAUUCAAACAGCAAUGGUAACAGCAACUCAAAUGCCAAUAGUAAUGCUGCUUCGACUGGAAAUGGAAACCAUGCUACAAACUGCAUUGGUAAUGCAGUUGUCGGAAUCUGCGACACAAUUAGCAGUUACCCUGGUGCUGUGUUUCCAGGUACUGAUCUCUUCUUCAACAACAACCUUCCUAGCCGUAAUCAACAAACUGUUAAACAACGAGUGCGACAAACUCUACGUACAACAAAACGCCAGCCAACAGCUACUCGUCGAACACCAGCUACUGAACGUCCAAGCAAUCAAGCAAAUGCUACUGUUCGAGCUAAUAAAGUCAAUAGUGGCGUUCGUAAACCGGUGCAAACUCAAAAGAAACCUCAAACAAAUAAUCUUAUCAAAAGUUAA